Durusdinium trenchii is the source of this 759-nucleotide messenger RNA. NCBI's taxonomy places the organism in Eukaryota, Dinophyceae, Suessiales, Symbiodiniaceae. The record is from the annotation of a GenBank genome assembly.
AUGAUGGCAGUUGGAUACGGUGACAUUUGGGCCAGAAACACAGAAGAGCGUCUCUUCUGUAUCGUGCUGCAACUGUUCGGGGCUACAGCCUUUGGUUUCAUCCUGUCAUCCGUUACCUCCUUGCUCGAAUCCGCGAACCCGCGGGCCAACGAAACAAACAAACGGGUGAAUGAGAUCAAGGAAUGGUGUGCUGGCCGGCACAUUCCUCGCCACUUGAGGACUGCAAUUCGAGAGCACACUCAGUAUGUUCUUCAAAAGAAGUCCAUUUUCAACGAGGCUGAAAUCUUGGCCAACAUGCCAACAAGCAUUAGGAUGGACAUCAUCCAGAAUUCGUAUUCAGAGUGGCUUCGUAUUUUGGAACGGCCGUUCCAUGAGGAGGACCUGGCUCUCCGAAUGGAGCUCGUGCAGCUUAUGACACCUCAACAGGUUCCCCAGAAUGAAGUGAUGAUUGAGGAAGGGGAGAUCACUGCAGAGGUCUAUGUGGUGCUGCAUGGUUGUCUUGAGGCAGUUUGCAGUCGCUCUGCAGAUCCGACACCUUCCAACUGGGCUCACCAGCGCUUGAAACGAAGCGAAAUGAGCAGUCCUUUGGAGGAGACGUUGUCUGAGGAGUCAGUGGAAGAACAAGAGGUUCUCUGUGGUCUCUAUCGCAGUUCUGAUUUGAUCGGUCAUGUCGUGGCUGCUCCAGUCAUGGUGCGUGGCUUAAGCAGCAGAACGGACGUGCUUGCGAUCAACAAGGAGCGCAGCACAGCCUUCGCAUAG